AUGAGUGGACGUCGAGGAAGGCAGCCGACACGCGCCCAAGGCAACCGGGCAAUUCUUGCUCCAGGUCCUGAUCCCAUUCCGGAGCCUGCACCUGUAUCUAACCCUACACCACCCCCAGCAUCGCCUACUCCUACAAAUUCAGUGGCAGAGUUGCGCCAAGAGGUUAGUGAGUUGAGGGGCACGAUGGCUUCCAUGUUGAGGCAUUUCGAGGAAUUCAUGGCCCAUCAGGGCAGGCCAGGACAGGCGCCGCCGGUAGCAGGGAAUGAGCCAGUCUUACAAGAAAAUGUUAGUGGUCAGACGUCGAACCCAGUGCAGCAGGAGGUUGAGCCUCAGGGUAUGGAUGGUAAUGCUGGCAGUCAGUUGGUGAGGAACUUCAUGGCACUCAGGUCAUCGGAAUUCAGAGGGGGAAAUGACGUUCUGGUUGCAGAAGAGUGGCUGAUGGCAAUAGAGAAACAUCUGCGGACCAUAGGAUGCACUGAUGCACAGAAGGUACAACUGGCCACAUACCUACUUCGGGGAGCAGCUGAGAGGUGGUGGGAGACGGCCAGACUGCGAUUCAGGAACAGGGAGCCAUCUUGGGCUGAAUUUAGGGAGCUCUUCAACUCCAAUUAUUUUCCCGCCUGGGUUCGUAGCCAGAAGACAUACGAGUUCAUCGAGUUGACCCAGGGCAACAUGUCAGUGGCUCAGUAUGAGGAGAAGUUCACCUCAAUAGCACGCUUUGCCCCCGAGUUAGUAGACACUGAUGAGAAGAAAGCGACCAAGUUCUUGAGAGGGUUGCGAGUGGAGAUUCGAUUUCAGCUGGCAGGUGCGCAGUUCACUGACUAUUCUACACUGGUACAUCGGGCAUACAUCAUUGAGAGGGAGAGGAGCGAGCUGAGAGCAGCCCUGACAGCUACUAGGGGGUCAGGCUCAGCCCAGGGACAAGGCAAUGACAGGAAGAGGAAGGGUGCACCAGGGCCUUCGAGAGGCACGCCAGACAUCCCCCCAUGCAAGACAUGUGGAAAGAGGCAUCGUGACCCAUGCCGCUAUGACAGAGGGGUGACAUGUUACACUUGUGGUCAGGCGGGGCACGUACAGAGGGACUGCCCUCAGGGGUCAGGUAGAGCAGGCAGCCAGGAGGUGACAUGUUUUAAAUGUGGGCGCAAGGGCCAUAAGGCCAACGUUUGUUCAGUGCCACCCCAGCGAGGAGGCCAAAGGCCGGGGUAUCAGAGUGAUAGAUCUGGGCAGAGGCAGUCAGUGCCUAGACUUCAGGGGAUGGCACCAUCAUUGGCACUACCAUCAGGACAGAGCACCGCAGAUGCUAAUAGACCCCACAUCCAGGGGCGAGUGUUCGCCUUGACUACAGCUGAAGCAGAGCAAGGGAAGGACACAGUGCAAGGUAUCUUAUCCUUAUAUGAUAUUGAUGUUUGUGUUUUAUUUGAUACGGGAUCCACACACUCUUUUGUUGCACCUCGGGUGGUAUGUCAUAUUUCAAUUUCCAAUACAUUGUUACCAUAUUAUUUGAUUGUAACUACUCCGGGAGAUACGAAAAUGGUGGGUAGUGAGGUGUAUAGGGAUUGUAAAAUCAUAGUGCACGAUAAGGAGUUUCCGGGGAAUUUGGUGGUGCUAGACAUAAAAGAUUUUGAUCUUAUUUUGGGCAUGGACUGGCUAUCCUAA
Diospyros lotus (date-plum) is the source of this 1656-nucleotide messenger RNA. RefSeq lists its product as uncharacterized. Bases 1 to 1656 code for a protein of 551 amino acids. The record is from RefSeq and is a predicted model, not a curated record. NCBI's taxonomy places the organism in Eukaryota, Viridiplantae, Streptophyta, Magnoliopsida, Ericales, Ebenaceae. The transcript has a single exon. Gene Ontology annotation, molecular function: nucleic acid binding; zinc ion binding.